Messenger RNA from Acaulospora morrowiae, 753 nucleotides. Lineage: Eukaryota; Fungi; Glomeromycota; Glomeromycetes; Diversisporales; Acaulosporaceae. The record is from the annotation of a GenBank genome assembly.
AUGACCAGUCAAGAGAGCAAUCGACUUCAAUUCCUUUGGAAUGCGUCUCAUGCUUUAUUGUCCAGUACACCAAAUCUCUCCGCCUUUUAUAUGCAGCGGUUUCACCAACGCGCGACCGAAAAUCAGCUAAAACUGGCUGACGGUAUCAAGCGGAAAUAUUGUAGUUAUUGUGGAAGUAUCUUUGUUCCUGGAAUUAACUGUCAAACCCGGCUAAAUGCAAAUAAAAAGCGAAGAAAGCAAAAGAGAAAACAGAUAGUUGAUAUUAAAGAUAAAUAUUCAAAAAGCGUGAAACGAGAUAACGAGAUAAUUCAAAACGAUGGUUCGGGCACUUGUAAGUUACGAAAAGCCACCCAGGAAAAAAGAAAGAUUAUCCAUGUUCAAUCCGAUAAAACCCAUUCACAACGAAGAGCAGAUUUUAAACAAAAACGUCAACAAUAUAAAAAUCAUUUAUCUUAUAUUUGUAACAUGUGCAACAGAGAAACUAGAUUCACCGGGAGCAUUAUGCGAGAUAUUUCGCGCCCUGAUCAAACUGAAACCAAUAAGAAAAUUUCACUUUGGCCAAAACCGCAUGAAAUGUCAACCUUAUCCAAAAAGUUGAUAACUUCGAGUAACCCUUCGAGUGGAAGCAAAUCUAAAAAGAAAAAGCAAAAAUCACAGCUUCAACAAUUUUUAGCUGAAGAAAAGGAGAGAAAUAAUGAGAAAAAAGAUCCGACAGAAUUGCUAAAUUUAGAAGAUUUUUUAUCAUCCUUAUGA